GCAAACAUUUUGGAUCACAACUAAAAUAAAUUUUGACGAAUCUAUUUGUUUUUUUGCUAGCCAGUCUGCACAAUAAAUUGAUUUCAGUGAAAGUUCAGUAAAGGUUUCGAUAUCGCAUCGUAUCUCCAGUCGUUAUUGAGAUCUCUGUGAAGUAUAAAAAAAGGGGGAGAAAAGAAGGCGCGUUGUCUCAACAUUAGCUAACUCGUUGCUCGUCUUUCAGACAUUAUGGCGUGUCUAAGAGAACUGAAGCUGCAAAUCAAGACACUGGAGAAAAUCUUCACAAAGAGCCACGAGCGCUUCCAGACACUGAACUCCAGCCUGGACGAAAUGGAGUUUCGAUUCAUCGACGAGAACGGCAAGCGAUAUGACAUCAUGGCGAGCAUAACACCGGAUUACCCCUCGUCGCCGCCACUCUGGUUUGCCGCGAGCGAGGAGACAAGCGUCGUCAGUGCCGUGCAGAUACUCAGUCGCACGGAUGGGCCCGACAAUCACCUGAUCUGCCAGGUGCGCAUUCUGCUCCACGAGCUCUGUCAGUUGCACAACGUGGCACUGCCGCCCGAUGUGGACAACCUGAAGUUUCCAAUGGACGCGCCCCCGGCUGAGGAACCACUCGGUUCCUGCGAAGAAGGCGACUCCGAUGAAGGCGAAUUCGAUUUUGCCGCUGGGGCAGGCUGCGAGCAGGAGCAGGAGAGCGAUGCCGAUGCCGACACCGAUAUAGAUAUUUUAAUAGAUUUGGAAGCUGAUGAUGAUAAGAGCAAUGCAGACUUAAAGAAGGAAGAUUCGGCCACACUAGACAGGGUGCGUAGACAACUAAGGAACUCCCAAAUGGGGAGUUCCAAAUACUCCUCUGUACAGUCAUCCGAUCGCUUGAUGAAGGAACUGCUUACUGUUUUCCAAUCGGAAGCCGUCAAAAAAGAUAUUUACUCCGUGGAACUCGUCGAUGACUCUAUUUUCGAGUGGAACGUACGUAUCAAGUCUGUGGAUCCGGACAGCAAUCUGCACAGCGAUCUGAUGAAGCUGAAGGAAGCGGGCGAAGAGGGAUGCAUACUACUUCACAUUAGCUUCAACGAUAAGUAUCCAUUCGACCCGCCGUUUGUGCGCGUCGUGUCUCCAGUCAUCCAAAACGGAUAUGUCCACUCGGGCGGUGCUAUCUGCAUGGAGCUGUUGACGAAGCAGGGCUGGAGCUCCGCCUACACCGUGGAGGCGAUGAUAAUUCAAAUAAGUGCCACACUCCCCAGAGGCAGUGCCCGGGCUCUGUUGGAUUCGAAAUCGUACCAGUAUAAUCUACCCCGAGCCCUGGAGAGUUUUAAGCACAUCAUGAAGUAUCACGAAAAAGGUGGCUGGUAUACACCGCCGAAGAGCGACGGCUAAGGGUUAGGGAAUCGCUUUGAUCUGAAUACCAAACACUACUAACCACAACCCACCACCCACUCAACAUUCUACCAUAGUCUAUACACAUUCUCAGAAGAAUCUAAUCCAUUAUUCACUAACGAAUAAGUACGAAGUAACGAAUGUUAUUGUUUCCCUUUUUUAAAAAGUAUUAAAUAUUUGAAAUGUAAUCUCAAGCAGAAGAACAGAAAAAUCAGCAGUCGAAGAUAUAAAAUUUCAAAGUUUAUUCGUACCAAUAGACAAAGGUAAACUAAAAUACUGUAACACAUACCAAGAGAAGAAAAUAAUUGAAGACUUGGGCAGGAACUCAGUUGAUUAAAAAGAACAUUGGCUUUUUAGAAUGAAACGAGUGAAAUUUUUGGGAUUUAAAUGUAUUCAAAUGUUUAAAUAAAACAAUCAGGUUGAAUAAUAAA
Drosophila obscura is the source of this 1802-nucleotide messenger RNA. RefSeq names its product ubiquitin-conjugating enzyme E2 Q2-like. The record is from RefSeq and is a predicted model, not a curated record. NCBI's taxonomy places the organism in Eukaryota, Metazoa, Arthropoda, Insecta, Diptera, Drosophilidae. The coding region runs from base 226 to 1371 and encodes 381 amino acids. The transcript has 2 exons.